Molecule: messenger RNA, 615 nt
Organism: Pyrenophora tritici-repentis Pt-1C-BFP
Lineage: Eukaryota; Fungi; Ascomycota; Dothideomycetes; Pleosporales; Pleosporaceae
Product: Pyridox-oxidase domain containing protein
Source: RefSeq, a predicted model, not a curated record
AUGUCUGGCUUCAGCAACGCGGACACGGGCUCCAAGAAUGCCGAUCCCUACACCCAGAAGAACCUUGAGGAACCUUCGUUGAAGGAGAAGGUUGAAGACCUGUUCAGCUUCGUGGACAAGACCAAGUUCUGCCUGUUGACGACACAAGUUGCGGACAGUGACCUCCUGGCCUCGAGGGCGAUGGCUCUAGCUGCCAAGGAGGGACAUGGUUUCGACCUUCUCUUCCACACCAACACUGAGUCUGGCAAGACAGACGAUCUCAAGGAGCACGCAUCAGUCAACAUUGGCUUCAUCAACAACUCGGGCGAGUGGGCAUCCAUUUCAGGUCACGCCUCUAUCGAGACCGACCGCGAAGUUGUUCGCAAGCACUACUCACCAGCGCUCAAGGCCUGGAUUGGUGACCUUGGCGAUGGCAAGCACGACGGCGGCCCCGAGGACCCCCGUAUCGGCAUCAUCCGCGUCAAGGCGAGCACUGCCCAGUACGCUGUAUCGAAGAGGACUCAGCUCGGUGGCCUCGUUGAGCUGGCCAAGGGCAUUGCGACUGGCGAGUCACCGAACGUCAACAAGCUGAGGCAGAUCAGCGAGGUGGAGAUCCAACAGUACAGGUCCCAGUAG